This is a messenger RNA of Kuraishia capsulata CBS 1993, 1503 nucleotides long. RefSeq lists its product as uncharacterized. Lineage: Eukaryota; Fungi; Ascomycota; Pichiomycetes; Pichiales; Pichiaceae. The record is from RefSeq and is a predicted model, not a curated record. Bases 1 to 1503 code for a protein of 500 amino acids. Gene Ontology annotation, cellular component: proton-transporting V-type ATPase, V1 domain. Gene Ontology annotation, biological process: proton transmembrane transport; ATP metabolic process. The transcript has a single exon. Gene Ontology annotation, molecular function: proton-transporting ATPase activity, rotational mechanism; ATP binding.
AUGUUGUCCGACAAAGAAUUGUUUGAGAUCAACAAGAAGGCGGUCACCGAGGGCUUCAAGAUCAAGCCUCGUGUUAACUAUAACACCGUUGGUGGUGUCAACGGUCCGCUGGUCAUUCUGGAGAACGUAAAGUUCCCUCGUUACAACGAGAUUGUCAACUUGACAUUGCCUGAUGGAACCAUUCGUGCUGGACAAGUGCUGGAGGUCAGAGGUGAUCGUGCGAUUGUCCAAGUGUUUGAAGGAACCUCCGGUAUCGAUGUCAAGAAGACCCGUGUCGAGUUCACCGGCCAAAAUCUCAAGAUCCCGGUCAGUGAAGACAUGCUCGGAAGAGUUUUUGAUGGUUCUGGUAGACCAAUUGAUAACGGACCUAAGGUUUUUGCCGAGGACUACUUGGACAUCAACGGUUCGCCAAUCAACCCCUUUGCCCGUAUUUACCCCGAGGAAAUGAUCUCCACGGGUAUCUCCGCCAUUGACACCAUGAACUCCAUUGCCAGAGGCCAGAAGAUCCCAAUUUUCUCUGCUUCCGGUCUGCCACACAACGAGAUUGCUGCUCAGAUCUGUAGACAGGCCGGUCUGGUUAGACCAACCAAGGACGUGCACGACGGUCAUGAGGAAAACUUCUCCAUAGUGUUCGCAGCCAUGGGUGUUAACUUGGAAACCUCGAGAUUCUUUAAGCAGGAUUUCGAGGAGAACGGGUCUCUGGAGAGAACAUCGUUGUUCUUGAACUUGGCCAAUGAUCCAACUAUUGAGAGAAUCAUCACCCCACGUCUGGCACUGACCACCGCCGAAUACCUGGCCUACCAAACUGAGCGUCACGUGCUCACUAUCUUGACGGACAUGUCUUCAUAUGCUGAUGCGCUCAGAGAAGUUUCUGCUGCCAGAGAAGAGGUUCCCGGUAGACGUGGUUACCCCGGUUACAUGUACACCGAUUUGUCAACCAUUUACGAACGUGCUGGUAGAGUCGAAGGCAGAAACGGGUCCAUUACGCAGAUUCCAAUUCUCACCAUGCCUAAUGACGAUAUCACGCAUCCUAUUCCAGAUUUGACCGGGUAUAUCACCGAGGGCCAGAUCUCCGUGGAUCGUCAACUGCACAACCGUGGUAUCUAUCCUCCAAUCAACGUGCUGCCCUCUUUGUCGAGACUGAUGAAGAGUGCCAUUGGAGAGGGAAUGACCAGAAAGGACCACGGUGAUGUCUCGAACCAGCUGUACGCUAAAUACGCCAUUGGUAGAGACGCUGCUGCCAUGAAGGCCGUGGUUGGUGAAGAGGCUCUGUCCAUCGAGGAUAAGCUGUCUUUGGAGUUCUUGGAGAAGUUCGAAAAGACUUUCAUUGCCCAGGGUGCUUACGAUAACAGAACUGUGUUCGAGUCCUUGGACCAGGCCUGGUCUCUGCUCAGAAUCUAUCCUAAGGAAAUGCUGAACAGAAUCUCUCCAAAGAUCCUUGCUGAGUUCUACGACCGUGAUAGAUCCGAGGAGGAGCCAAGCGCUCCAAUCAUUGAAACUUAG